GUAGAAACCAUGUCCCGGUUAAAAUUGUUUCUAUCAACACUCUGCCUGAGUAUAUUUUUGACCUCAGUGAAUGGUGACUACUACUCGGCCAUCAGUGAGCUGGAGCGACUCCUCGAUGUGGAGGCUUUCAUCAUAGAGAAGUUUGAUGAAUACCUAGAGAGAGCCCAGCAGGAACAGCAGGAAAUUAAGAGGUUCCUUUCUCAAGUAGAGGAGCUGCAACAGAAUCGAGGUGAUCUCGAGGAGUAUUUCGGCAAUCCUCUCAAUGCCUUCACAACCAUUCGAAGGAUGGUUCACGACUGGAAGUUUAAUGUUUUUGAUCACAUUUUGGAAACAAACAACUUUGAGACCUACAAGACUGCUUUGAGUGAAUCUUUGGAGAAGGUAAAUUUCAAGGGACCCACAAAGGAAGAUUUUAAGGGCGCCACUCGUGGUCUGCUUCGCCUGCAAAAAAUCUAUCAGCUGCCCACAGCUCAGCUGGCAGAUGGAUAUCUAUCUGGGGAAGAGAAUCCUUUAAAUGCCACCCUUAGUGCCAGUGAUUGCCUGGAGGUGGGAAAGAAUCUCUGCGAGGUGAAGGAGUAUACCUAUGGCUCCGAGUGGCUUUUGGAGGCCAGAAAGAGAUUCCAUGCUGAACCUUUGGACUUUAUAUCACCAAAUGUGAGCGAGGUGGAGAUUUUGGAGCACCUCUCGCCCGCCUUCAAAGGUUUGGGCAAUCUUAAGCUAGCCCACAAGCUCAACAAUGAGAUACUGGAUAAGGAACACACUCACGAAGAGGCUCUAAAGAGCAGGAUUUUCUAUGAAACUCAGCUAGCCAGAGAGCGAAGUGGAAAAUCUACCAAGCCAGAGGUUGUGCCUCAAAUAUCGGAGAAGGAACUCAAGGAGAGCUUCCAGCUCUACACCCGCGUGUGUCGCGGUGAACUUCGUCCAUCCCCUAGAAAACAGCGUAAACUCAGGUGUUAUCUGAGUCACCAGAAUGUGUCCUACUAUCACCUUUCCCCGUUCAAGAUAGAACAACUUAGCCUGGACCCUUAUGUGGCCUACAUCCAUGAUGUAAUUUCCAAAAGCGAAAUGGAACAGAUCAUGGAGCAUGGCAAAGGAAGCAUGGAGCGUUCCAGGGUGGGUCAAUCGGAGAACGCCACCACCACAGAGAUUCGCACCAGUCAGAAUACCUGGCUCUGGUACGAUGCAAAUCCCUGGCUUUCAAAGAUUAAGCAGCGCCUGGAGGACAUCACAGGACUAAGCACAGAGAGUGCAGAGCCUCUGCAGUUGGUGAACUAUGGCAUUGGGGGUCAGUACGAGCCGCACUUUGACUUUACGGAGACUACCAAGGACUGGAAGGGUAAUCGCUUGCUGACGGCUCUUUUCUAUCUGAAUGAUGUUCCCCUGGGUGGUGCCACCGCCUUUCCCUUCCUUCACUUGGCGGUGCCUCCUGUUAAAGGCAGUCUCCUGGUCUGGUAUAAUCUACAUCGUUCCCUGCACAAGGACUACCGCACAAAGCAUGCUGGCUGUCCUGUCCUUCAAGGCUCCAAGUGGAUUUGCAACGAGUGGUUCCAUGAAGGUGGCCAGGAAUUUAAGCGACCCUGCGGUCUCAGCAGCGAUGAGGGAAAGUUCAAAGAGUUUGAGGAAAAAUAACAUGCCUUUGAAUUCAAUUACUAUUGAAAAAUAUUAAAUGUUUUGUACAAAUACAGUAACUUAAAAUAAGUAAAUCUUUGAACCUUUAAUAUAUUGAAACUUGAAACAUU
Molecule: messenger RNA, 1739 nt
Organism: Drosophila kikkawai
Lineage: Eukaryota; Metazoa; Arthropoda; Insecta; Diptera; Drosophilidae
Gene: PH4alphaSG1
Product: prolyl-4-hydroxylase-alpha SG1
Biological process (GO): peptidyl-proline hydroxylation to 4-hydroxy-L-proline
Cellular component (GO): endoplasmic reticulum
Molecular function (GO): L-ascorbic acid binding; protein binding; procollagen-proline 4-dioxygenase activity
Source: RefSeq, a predicted model, not a curated record